Messenger RNA from Drosophila teissieri, 501 nucleotides. RefSeq names its product ubiquitin-fold modifier 1 (gene Ufm1). The transcript is spliced from 2 exons. Gene Ontology annotation, biological process: protein K69-linked ufmylation. Lineage: Eukaryota; Metazoa; Arthropoda; Insecta; Diptera; Drosophilidae. The coding region runs from base 153 to 416 and encodes 87 amino acids. The record is from RefSeq and is a predicted model, not a curated record. Gene Ontology annotation, cellular component: cytoplasm; nucleus.
UGCAAAUAUUACUCAUCACAGACGAUAACUUGCUGGCUACCUAUCGUAUUUUUGACCGCACUAAAAGGAUCAAGCAUUCUGCCCGUGGAAAACAACGGAAACCCGUAUAUUCCCCCAGAGAAUCAAAACUGACCACGUCUGCACAUUCCACAAUGAGCAAAGUAACCUUCAAAAUCACGCUAACUUCGGACCCCAAGCUGCCCUUUAAGGUGCUCAGUGUUCCGGAGGGAACUCCCUUUACGGCCGUGCUGAAAUUCGCCUCAGAGGAGUUCAAGGUUCCGGCGGAGACGAGUGCCAUCAUCACGGACGAUGGAAUCGGCAUUAGCCCACAGCAGACUGCUGGAAAUGUGUUCCUAAAGCAUGGAUCCGAGCUGCGACUUAUUCCUAGAGAUCGAGUGGGUCACCAACUAAGCUAGUUCCCCUAAUCCCUUUCUUUUUACCCUUUGAGAUUGUCCCCCUUUUUGAUGCUUAUUAAAUGUUAAACAAUGUAUCCGAUAAUAA